GUAAUGUCAGAAUUAUGGCGACGGGAAAAGAACACGAGCUACAAAAAGUCAGUGACUCCUUCGGAGCACUGCGAAGGAGGGCCAAAGAACUAGGAAUUAAAGAUUCGCAGCUGACGAAAUUAACAUCUUUGAGGAACCUCCGUAAAAGACGAUCAACUUGUCUUGUUUUUACCAGCUUUGUCUUUGGUUUGGUGGGAAUAUUGACAGGAUUCGGAUUGAUAUUUUAUCAACAAGGCUUGCUUUCGAAUCAAUCUCUGUGGAAAGUUGCCGAGUAUGUCUUGGAUUUUGACAUCGAGAAAGACUUUUGUGUCAUUCCGUACCCUGAGAUAAUUUUGGACAUGUUUCGUCCGCCCGUAGAAUGCGCCAUUUGCGAAGACGUGCACCAAGUCGAUAGAGUUUCGUUGCUCUCAAGAGAGGAAUUCGUUCGAAAAUAUGCUUACACCUCGAGACCGGUGGUCAUCACAGACGGAACAAAGGAUUGGACUGCUUCUCAACAUUUUAGUUUCGAUUAUUUUAAGUCAAUUUACGGUCCUGAAAGCCCAGUUUUGUUGUCAGAAGAUCAGAAGUGUCAAUUCUUUCCCUACAAGACAAACUUUAAGUCCCUCCAAGAAGUUUUCAACAUGUCUAAAGAAGAUGCAAAUAUGAAGGGAAAUCCAUGGUAUAUCGGAUGGUCUAACUGUGACUCCUCAGCUGCUAAUGAACUUCGUAAACAUUACAAAAUGCCAUAUUUUCUGCCUGAGACUUCAGAAUCAAGCAAGACUGAUUGGUUGUUCAUGGGCUGCCCAGGAUAUGGUGCUCAUUUACAUAUUGACAAUGUAGGGAACCCUUCCUGGCAAGCUCAAAUUAAGGGAACCAAAAAGUGGACUUUGGAGCCCCCACCAGAAUGUGCCAAUGUUUGUGAUCCAAAGCUUGAGGUGACAGUUAACUCAGGAGAAAUAAUUGUUUUGGACACAAACAAGUGGUUUCACCAGACAGACAUUGUUGGCAAGGAACUAAGCAUAACUAUUGGGUCUGAAUAUGACUAAAUGCUCUAUUUUAAACACUGAAUACAAAUAUGGCGGACUAAUUGGUGCAUGGGUUAAGUUCCACCAAAGCAAAGGUAGUCAGGCAUCUGGUUUGAAUCAUGUGGAAGAUUUUACUCCCUUUGGUUGGCAUCUGGGAACCCAAAAAACUUGUAGUCUUAGCUUUUCAAGGGCUACAUUUACAAAACAAAACCUAACCUACCAAGUAAUCUGCAAAUUUGCAUUCUGUCUAUGAUCAAUAUUGAAAUACCAAGACUCAAAAUGGGUUUCAAAUAACAUAAUUGUAGGGGUUUGGUUGUAAAGCCUUAAGUUGCUUUUGAUGCAACAUGAAAUUCUCCUUGAGUGUCAUAUUUUGUAAUACAAUCUCAUUUGGAAGGAGAAUCUAGCAGUUAUUCAAAAUCACUCAGGGCCUUUUCCAUGUACCCUGUCAGCUAGUCAGUAAAUUAACUUACUUUAUAGUUGCAGCUAUAUUUAAUACAAAUUCUUAUGUGGUUUAGGAAUUAAUUUUGAUGGGAAAUUUGAAAUCCCUUUAGAACUGAAACAAGCAAACAAA
Messenger RNA from Pocillopora damicornis (cauliflower coral), 1575 nucleotides. RefSeq names its product bifunctional arginine demethylase and lysyl-hydroxylase JMJD6-A. Lineage: Eukaryota; Metazoa; Cnidaria; Anthozoa; Scleractinia; Pocilloporidae. Gene Ontology annotation, molecular function: 2-oxoglutarate-dependent dioxygenase activity. The record is from RefSeq and is a predicted model, not a curated record.